Molecule: messenger RNA, 2527 nt
Organism: Diatraea saccharalis (sugarcane borer)
Lineage: Eukaryota; Metazoa; Arthropoda; Insecta; Lepidoptera; Crambidae
Source: the annotation of a GenBank genome assembly
CCUGGCGUUUCCGCCGUUUCCACUCUGUGUCAGUAAUCAUAAAGCAGUAAGCACGCGAGCUGGCUGCACGUGUUUUUAAUUCUGUUGCCUUAAUCGUAGGCUUAAGAAAGUUACGCGCGAAAGUUUUCGUUAUGUUUAAUAUUUAUUUCUAUUGUUCCAGGUGUGGAGGAUAAAGAAGAAUCGAUGGGCAAUGAAAAAAUGUGUCUGGCGCUUGAGCAAUAAGAAACUUAACUUUCAGUUGAUUUAAAUUAUACUGUUAAAACUAUAAGAAUCUUUAGAAAUGGCCGAUAUUAAUGAUAAUACAAAUAAGUAUCACGUAACAAAUGGGGUAAAACAAAACGCGGACGCGGAACGUGGUAGAUCUGCUGGAAGUGACUCUGACAUAGCGUGGGGACGGAUUUUAGCCAUGAUUGUGGCACUUUGCGUUCUUGUGGCGGCUUGUGCUGUUACCUGGAUAUUCCAAGAUUGGCAAACUAGUCUAAUAGUACUGGCAAUAUUGGUGGUCGUCUACGUAUUAGUAUUCUAUUGGAAAUGGCUCUAUAUUGCUUCUCGGACUGCGCCCAGAGAUUUCACUGCUCUAUAUUACUACCUGAAAAUCUUGUCACUUUCGAGGACUUACACAAAAAAGAAUUUUGGUAUGCCUGAUAUAUUUCACGACAUGGUAAUCAAGCAUCCACAUAAAGCAUGCUUCAUGAUCGAAGAUGAAAUAUGGACCUUCAAGCAGGUUGAAGAUUUCAGUUUACGGACAUCCGCUUUACUAAGAUCCAAGGGUGUCAAGAAAGGCGACGUAGUUGGUGUAAUGAUGAGCAACUGUCCGGAGAUGCCAGCCAUCUGGUUGGGCAUCACACGGUUGGGUGGAGUAGCACCCCUAAUCAACACUAACCAGACAGGCAACACGUUGCUUCAUUCCAUCAAUAUUGCUAAGUGCGAUAUGGUCAUCUAUGGAGAUGAAUUUGAGCCAGCAUUCCAAGAAAUUUCUCAAGAUCUGAAUCCGUCUAUAAAAUUAUACAAAUUCACCAAUCGGAAACUGAACCCAUCGAAUGAUGGAGUUAGAGUUGUAGACUCCACAAAUGACUUCACGUCAAUGUUGGAGAGCACACCUCCCGCUGCUUGGACUAAAUCGGAAGGGGAUGGCUUUAAUGGAAAGAUCCUCUAUAUUUACACAUCUGGGACAACGGGUCUCCCGAAAGCUGCAGUAAUUUCAUCAUCAAGAAUGGUUUUCAUGGCAUCUGGCGUCCACUAUUUAGGAGGUUUGAAUCGCAAUGAUAUUAUUUAUUGUCCUAUGCCUCUAUAUCAUUCGGCCGGUGGAUGCAUUACCAUGGGACAGGCCUUUAUAUUUGGUUGUACAUUGGUUCUCAAAAAGAAAUUCUCAGCAUCCGCAUAUUUCAAAGACUGCACCAAGUAUAAUGCCACUGCGGCACAUUAUAUCGGUGAGAUGUGCCGUUAUAUCUUGGCUACGCCUCCAUCUCCAAUUGAUACACAGCACAAAGUUCGCGUCGUUUAUGGCAACGGGAUGAGACAAGUCGUCUGGCCUGAAUUCGUCAAAAGGUUCAAAAUAAAGAGGGUAUCAGAAUUCUAUGGCGCUACUGAAGGAAAUGCAAAUAUUGUUAACGUAAACAACAAAAUGGGCGCCAUUGGAUUUGUAUCAAGAAUUAUCCCAGCAGUUUAUCCUAUAGCAAUACUCAAAGUAGAUCAAGAGACAGGCGAACCAAUAAGAAACUCAAAAGGAUUGUGUCAGUUGGCAAAACCAGGAGAGCCCGGUGUAUUUAUCGGGAAAAUAAAUCCGAAACUUGCGUCGAGAGCUUAUCUCGGGUACGUGGACAAAGAAGCGUCGGACAAGAAAAUUGUACGCGAUGUUUUCAAUUUUGGAGACUCUGCUUUUAUAUCAGGUGAUAUCUUGGUGGCAGACGAGCUGGGAUACUUGUACUUUAGAGAUCGUACCGGAGACACGUUCCGGUGGCGUGGAGAGAAUGUCAGCACCACUGAGGUGGAGGCCGCAGUCUCUAGGGUCGCUGAUCAAAGAGACGCUGUCGUUUAUGGCGUGGAGAUUCCGAACACGGAAGGUCGCGCGGGAAUGUGUGGCAUAGUAGAUCUCGAUGACUCCCUGGACUUGGACCGGUUAGCAGCGAACAUCGCUAAAGACCUACCCAAAUACGCCCGACCUAUAUUCAUUAGAAAAAUGGAGAGUGUGGACAUGACUGGUACAUUUAAAAUGAGAAAAGUAGAUUUGCAGAAAGAAGGCUACGAUCCGUCGAUAGUAAAAGAUAAACUGUAUUAUUUAGAUCCUAAAUUAGAAAAAUAUUUGCCACUGGGAAUAGAAGAAUAUAAUAAAAUUAUUUCGGGACAAAUCAGACUGUGAUGUUAUUAUAACUUAAUAAAAACUGUAUAGUAAAUAAGCUGUGCCCUAAAAGAUGUGUGAUUGAUUUUAGAAAAUGUUAAGUUUACUUACCUAUACCUACCACCUAGAGUAUUGUUAAGAAGAGGUUUAUUUAAUUUUUUUUAUGCAAUAUGUAAAUAAAAAUAUUUU